UUCUCUCAUUUUCUUCAAUGUCUUGCUUGGCUGAGUAACCAACAACGCCGAUAUAAUGUGUGUGUCAUGUUCAUGAAGGUUUUGACAAGAGAAAGUUAUUACAGCACAUUUUGACACAUAUUUGAUGCGAAAAUGAAAUUGAACUUUGAAAGGAACAAACCUCCUUUGGUAACUAUGGGCCUCAAGUGGAAAAAACAUGUUGUGAUUGUUUUUGGAAUACUCAUUGUUGUGAGCAUUAUAUAUUUCUUUGGAAGUAUUAGUAGUGGUGGUUUAAGACGAAAUGUUUCUGAUGGCAGUAGACUACUACAGAAGUCUCGUCACAAACAAGGAUACUCUGUCUGGCAGACAUUUGACCCAAAGCCAGGAAUGGACAGAGAAUAUUUCAGCAAGCGCUGUGUCAAGCAGACUGACUUCAGCAUCACAGGUCUGGUAACCCUUCGAAAGGAGUGGGCAGACACUAGAGAUCUCCUGUGCAGAGAACUGUUCCAAAAAUUCAGUGCUGUGUUUGCACUGGAGGGAGAACAUGCUUCAUUGAAGAUUCCAAAACCGUUCCAGCGUAAAGUGAGAAAGUGGCUGGGAAACGAUGAAGCACUUUUCCAGCAAGUGUACAACCAGGAUGUGAUUCAUGUCGUCAAUCACUACACUCAUGAGCACACUAUCUUCAACCCUAUCCGUGACAAGAGGCCCGUAAUUCCUCCUGAAAUCUCGGAGAAGAAAUAUGUGGAUGACAUUUUGGCUGAAACAUCUGGAUCCUGUGACUUUUGUAACUUUAAAGAGUUCACUGCUGAGCACACAUUCGGCCGUGUCGAAUCGAGGUACGCGUUCUCCGCCUCUAAUAUCUUCAAGAUGAAUCCACUCCAUGCUCUGGUGGCAUUGAAACAACAUAAUCCACUGGACUGGAACAUGGAGAAAUUCUUGGAUGUGAUGGGGCUCACUUUGACAUGGCUGACCAAGGCCAACAAGCACUACCCUAACGCGCUCUAUCCCGCCCUCAUCUGGGACGUCCUGCCCAAAUGUGGAGCCAGCCAGGUCCACCCUCACAUGCAAGUGAUGCUUGACUCCCACAGAUACCACGGUGAAGUGGAGGUGUGGCGAGACGGAGCCCAGGACUACAACGAUGAAUUCAACAGCAACUAUUUCUCCGACCUGGUCACCAUGUACUCUGUGCUUAACCUGACUGCCACUUACGGUGACGCUGUGGCCUUUGCUAGCCUGGUUCCGAGGAAGGAUCACGAAGUGGUGAUAAUGGCAGAGAAGCCAUCUGAAGACUUUUACAAGUUACUGUACUUUGUGCUUAGAGCUUUCAUCGAUGACCUGGGGAAAAUGUGCUACUCUAUGGGCAUGGGAUUACCACCUUUUGAUACCUCUAAGGGCAGAUUACCAGCAUAUGCUCGUGUCAUUACUCGAGGAGCAGUCACAGAGAUAAGGACAGACAUAAGCAGCUUUGAGCUUUUUUUGGCAUCAAAUGUGAACAUUGACCCCUACAAAACCAUCCAGUUUGUAAGGAACUCAAUAGAUAAAAGGAAGUAAAGAUUUAUAAGUUGUUCUUGGCUACUGUUGUCCAGAAUUGAAUGUAGAAAAGAAAAAUGUUAGUAUCCAGUGGCCAAAGAGACGGAUAGAUUGACAUCAACUCUGCACUAGAAGUUGUUGUGCAUACAUUUGUUUGGCUUCACUCGAAAUAUAAGUUGAAAAAAAAA
Aplysia californica (California sea hare) is the source of this 1697-nucleotide messenger RNA. RefSeq lists its product as uncharacterized. Lineage: Eukaryota; Metazoa; Mollusca; Gastropoda; Aplysiida; Aplysiidae. Bases 133 to 1530 code for a protein of 465 amino acids. The record is from RefSeq and is a predicted model, not a curated record. The transcript is spliced from 13 exons.